This is a messenger RNA of Saccharomycopsis crataegensis, 3144 nucleotides long. RefSeq lists its product as uncharacterized. The transcript has a single exon. NCBI's taxonomy places the organism in Eukaryota, Fungi, Ascomycota, Saccharomycetes, Ascoideales, Saccharomycopsidaceae. The record is from RefSeq and is a predicted model, not a curated record. Gene Ontology annotation, cellular component: nucleus. The coding region runs from base 1 to 3144 and encodes 1047 amino acids. Gene Ontology annotation, biological process: regulation of DNA-templated transcription.
AUGUCCCUCCCCAAUUAUUCACUCCUAUUCCCCCACUCUUUCUCAUCCUCUCCCAACCCUUCUUUCAACAUAAAACUCAGCGAUGACUUACUCUCAAAGAUGGCCAUGGCCUCGUCUACAAAAUUGGUCGUGACAAAUGGCAAACCUAGUCUCAAGUUGUAUCAUCCCGAUGGGAAUUUCACAAUAUUUGAUUCCAACUACACUCCCGAAUCAGCAAUAAUAAACCUAUACUCGUCGUCUCCCGACGAUAAAAACAAAACUAAUUACGAUCUAGUAGGGAAAGUAACCAGUAGGUUAUCAAUAUUCACUACUGGUAUUAAGAGAUCUGGUUCUGCUUCUACCACUACUACUACUACAACAACAACAACCAAUAACCAAGAGGAACAGUCUCUUUCGCCAAUACCUCAGCCUUCGUCAAAAUCUUCUUCUUCGUCCCCACCAAGGAGCACGUCUUCCUCAGAGUCCCCUUCGUUAACUUCGUCCUCCUCGUACUCUAAAAAUACCACCCUCCAUAAAAGACAGACGAAAUCUUCAAAAUUAAUCGCCAUCAAUUCUCUUUCGAACCUUAAAUCUCCAGAAAAUCGAGUGUUGCACCUUCUUGCCGUCGGCCCGAUCUCCAUUUGCCAAAUCAAGGACAGAACUAGCGUCCCUAAAGCCGUGGUAUCUUCGAUAUUAUCAAAAUACGGCCAACUAAUCGAAUCUUCAACCGUUGCGUUUACUCAAGAUAAGUAUCCGAGCUACUCAUACCUUCCAGAACCUUCGUGGAAACCUCCUGUAUCUGCUGACAAUUUCCACGAAUCUGAAAAGUUUUAUAUUUUAAAUGAUUCUUCGUAUCAGCACCUUAAAAUUUGGCAAUGGAAAUACUCUCCUACCCAGAGAUCGUUGAUUUUAUCCAAUAUGGCUAAUGCUUUUGACCGGUUAGAAAUUCCUGAAAAUGACCCAAUGAGAGAUUUAUUAGUCGACCCAAAGAUUAAACAACAGCAAGAAAAAUUGAGAGAGGAAGAACGGGAAUUGGAAAGAAAGAGGGAAUAUGAGUUAGAAUCGGCAAGAAAGGAAAAAGAACGAGAAGCAAGGGCCAGAGAAUUAGAACAAAGAGAAAAACAGCGUCAGGAAAGAGAGAAAAAAAUGGUUUCAAAUACCACCGUGAACUCUGAUUCAAGAAACAAUACCUCGGUUAUCAAUUCUUCUUUAUCAGUAGCCACUGCUGCUGCUUCUCCUUCUAAUGCCCACUCGACUCCGUUGAAGAAAUUAUUUGCUAAAUCAACAAAUGAUGCCCUGGCUGCAAAAAAACCUAAAUCAUUGAGCCGUACAAACUCUGGCAAUAAACCUACUCCUCCACCGACUAGUGUCGCUAAUGAAAUUAAAGAAACCCCAUUGAUUGCCUUGGGUAAAGGUGUUACUCGACCAACCGUUGACUUGACCCCUACUACAAAAAACUCAUCAUUAUCCACCAGUCAUAAUAAGUCUCGUGCUACCGCCCCAUUGAAAUCAAAUAAUAAUAAUAAUAAUAAUAAUAAUAAUAAUAAUAAUAAUAAUAAUAAUAAUAAUAAUAACAAUAAUCUCAAACGGGCUAGAAAUUAUGACUUUUCUUCAUCCGAAGAGGAAGCCAGUGACUACGACUCCGAUGAAGCUUUAGGCAGCGUUGCUAAACCCAAGCCUAACAAUCCACAGCCAAUCGCAAGAAAAAAGCCUAGGAUUACUUCCACAAGCUCCAAUCAUGAUAAUUCUAGUUCUAGUAACUCAUCAAGUAGCGGGAAAAGCAAAUCUGGAAAAUACUCUGGAGCUGGAAUCGGCAGCACCACUCAAGCAACAUCUGCGUCUCCAUCUCCUGAAUCUCGGUCGAGAUCCUCAUCUCCAGAAGUACAUGGAAAAAGAAGGGUCAUAUCUAACAUUACUACUGAUACCACCGCUACGUCUACUACGACUUCUAGUCCAAAAGUCAGUAUUUCUUCACUCCAUGCGCCUCGAGCGCGAUCCAAACCUUCGACUCCUAUCACCUCAACGUUUGCCCACAAUCACGAUACCGAUGGAGAGGACAUCAAUGAUGGAACCACCAGGGAUAUCGAGAAUUAUUAUAGUAGCGACUCGAAAGCGACGUUUGAAUUGAAGGAAUUAGCAGGGAAGUUCCGUAAGAAAUAUCGAGAGUAUGAAGAACUAUACAAUCUAUUAAAAUUGAAACGUGGCAAUGAAGGAAGUGGCAGGAGAGCUGAACGGACCGAAGAGGUGAAAAGAGUCAUUCAACUACAUAAUGAAUUGACCCUUUGGAAAAGAAGACUCUGGGAAGCCGAGAGCAAAAACCGGCGAAUUACCAAAGAUAAACUCAAGAAAACUGGCAAGGCUUCAACCACCACCGCCACCGCCGCCGCUGGUGUGAAGAAGGAGACUACCCCCGGUAGGUUAUUCAAGGACAAUAAAUCAAAGCAGGCCUUACAUCAGCGGCCCAAGUCCCAUUCUCGUCAAUCUUCUCAACCUCCUCCUCCUAAAGGUCAUACGACGAUUGCUACCACGUCAACCACUGCAAAUAACAGCUCUGUUCACGGAUCCCGUUCCAGAGCCGCUACUGCGUCGCCGAGAAUUGGGGUAAUACCAAAGAGAGACCAUGAGAGAUAUAUCAGUUCCAGUUUAGCAAUGGGAGAUCCCGAUAGGAUUAGAGAUGGUGAAACCCAUGGGAGCAACAUGAAAGACAAUGGGUCUGUGAUUAGCUCAAAACAUUCAGAAGGAGGAGUAUCGUCAUUGCCAUCUAAGCCAAACUUACCUUCGAAACCGAAAUUAUUAGCCAGCUCUUCUGGGCAUUCGAGAUUGGGUAGCAAAGGAAGAAGAGAUCGUGACAUUAGGGAUAUAAGAGAAAAAGAUCGGGAAGGCAGGUAUGGGUCUAUAGGAAGAGAUCGUGAACGAGAUAAAGACAGAGAUAAAGACAGAGAUAGAGACAGAGACAGAGACAGAGAAAGAGAAAGAGAAAGAGAAAGAGAAAGAGAAAGAGAAAGAGAAAGAGAAAGAGAAAGAGAAAGAGAAAGAGAAAGAGAAAGAGAAAGAGACAGAGAAAGGGAGAGAGAUGGAAGAGCAGCUAGACCCUCAAGAAGAGAAGGCAGCAGUAAUGGUACUACUGGUGGAACUGUGAGAAGAGUGUCAAAAUUAUUCAAGUGA